Molecule: messenger RNA, 8591 nt
Organism: Rhineura floridana
Lineage: Eukaryota; Metazoa; Chordata; Lepidosauria; Squamata; Rhineuridae
Gene: PIDD1
Product: p53-induced death domain protein 1
Exons: 17
Coding region: 726-3407 (893 amino acids)
Biological process (GO): signal transduction; apoptotic process; DNA damage response
Molecular function (GO): protein binding
Source: RefSeq, a predicted model, not a curated record
ACAUGAACAUAUGAGUGUGCAGGCUUUGAGAGGAGAUAACAGCAGCUUUGAUCCUUUUCUUGCUGCUGCUGUACUACUAUAAAACAACUUUAUUACAGCCCACGGUUUGGAGUGAGACAAAUUACAAACCCAGGUUUGGACAACACAAGCAAAGCCAUGGCUUGGUCCGCAGGAGUGAAGCAGCAGUAGGACUGAAGAAAAUGUACGUUUCAGAGAAGAACUUGGUCUAAGAACUCUCUUUGGUCUACAAAUCACAGUACUAAAACUAGCCCUUAAGGAUCACAGCAGGAGCAGCACCGUGCAUUUGUUAGGAUACAGCAGAUCACAAUGGACACAGUUUCCCAGGUCGUCCCCAGCAAACUACAGCUGUCUUUAGCUCUCCACGCGAAACGCUGUAACUCUGAGCUGGCCAAGGUGGGGAACCCGGGAAGUUGUGGAGGGAGGCAGGAGGGAGCGGCCUCUUUAAGAGAAAGGAGCGUCUGGGAGAAUUUGGUUUUUGCAGCGACAAUGUGCAAACAGCGGGGGAUCCGUACGGUGCAAGCCGUUAGCAGAUCAACCAGCGGACCCGGGGCCUGCGAUCCUGAGCACACUUAUUUGAAUUGACGCUGCCACUGAAGGGCUGCCUCUCUCCUCCAUCUUUCAUUUUAAUUAUUUGUUGUGCCACCAGCACUUGUUUGGCUGGCAAGUCAAAACAUGCGCAGCCCCCGGCAAUGUGACACCAGAAGAUGGCAGGGCCGCAGGAGCUUGGGGACCCUUUGGGGGAAGGUGCUUUGCAGGCUGAGGCAACUGCUAGGUCCUGCUUGGCUGGCAAUAGGCUCAACUUAGAUGUCUACGCAGAGGGCUGUCGCCAGUUCCUUGAGCUGUAUGAUACCAGAAGAGAAGAAGUGGAGCAGGUGGAAUUCUUGAGGCUGAGCUGCAAUGAGGACCUUAUUACUUCCACACUGAGCACUGUUCCAGCCCUGAAAGGCUUAAAAUCCCUUGUACUCAAAGGUGGGCACAGCAGGGAUGAAAUUGGUGCCUGCCAGAGAGGGUUGCUGGCAUUCUUGCCGCAAGAGUUCGGGAAGUUAACCUGUCUUGCACAUCUGGAUCUCAGCUUCAACAGCUUCAGUGCUCUGCCUCCCUGCAUCACCAAGCUGGCCAGCCUCAGGAGCCUUUUGGUGAGCCACAACAGCCUGCAGGGGCUGCCUGAGGACUUUGGCCAGCUCACCAACCUCACUUUCUUUUCUGCCAUGAAGAACCAGCUCCGAAGUCUACCACAGAGCAUAGGGAAGCUGGCAGCACUGCAAACACUGGACCUCUCUGAAAAUGCACUGGAAUCACUUCCCAAAGAGAUUGGAAACCUGCACAGUUGCACAGACCUGGAUCUCUCAGGGAAUCUAUUAACAGGAAUCCCUAGCUCUCUUGGCAAUUUGCAAUCUCUGUGGCAGCUACAUCUUCACAGCAAUCUCCUGGUGACAGUUCCUGCAUCCUUGGCCUGCCUUCCCAACUUGUCCAGGCUUGAUCUGCAAAACAAUAGGCUACGCACCAUCCCUCCAGAGAUCCAGAGCUUCCCCUUUGUGCUUCUCCAUGGUAAUCCUCUAGGAGAACCAGAGGUGCCGCUGCAAUCAGACUCAAGCUCAAGUUCAGAAAAAUUAAGAAGACUGUUCCUUGAAGCUGGUGAGGAUAGCUUUACCGUGACCCCUGAAGGAUGCAGAGUUUUUCUAGCUUGCGGUGUGCAGUUUUGUUUCCCCCGGGGUGCCACCACUAGUUCAGUCACUAUCCACUUCCAAAAGCACUCCCCUGAUCCUCAGUGGGUGAAGCUGAAGCAUCAUGACAUCCUGCUGAGUGAAGUCCUGGAGUUGCAGCCUCACGGGAUUGAUUUCCAAGAGGAAGUGGUGAUCUGGAUGCCGUAUGCCUCUCCUCGGCACCUGCAUGACCGUGAGAUCAUAGUUCGAACCUUCAGUGGGCAAAACUGGAGUGACUUGAGAACCAGAGUGGAGUGGAAGGGGAAGCCAAAGAAACAUUUGGCAUGCUGCAGCGUCCCUCACUUCUCCUGGUUCUUAGUUGUCUCUCGACUUGUGGAGAAUGAAUGCAGAGUCCCUCAAGAGGGGGCACUACUUUUUUCAACUGUGGAUCCCAACAUCAAAGUGACCUUUCCUCCUGGUGUGACUGAGGAGACAAGGACAGUGAAGCUCCAGGUGCUGCCUGUAUCUGCAGAGGAGCUACAGGAGAUCACUGAUGAUCCUGAAACUCUUGCUAGCCCCCUUCUCUGCCUCUCCCAGAAUUCCAAUGUCGACUUCCUUCAGCCUGUAAAAAUUCAGCUCCCGCUGCCUCCAGGAAUCACAGGUCUUACCUUGGAUCGCUCCAGGGUCCAUCUGUUGCACAGUGACUGGAAUGCUCAGCAUUGGAAUGACAUCACCAAUCAGGUGGUGCUGGAGUUCACCCACCUCUACGCUUUGUUUGAAGUCACGCACUUCUCCUGGUACUGGUUAUGGUGCACCACCAAGACGUAUAUUGGUGGCUUUGCCAAAUAUGUUUAUAAAAGGCUGCGCUUGUACCAGGUGAACUUCAUAGCUCUACAGAGGAAGAAAGAUCCUGAACAAGUCUUGCUGCAGUGUGUCCCAAAGCACAAGGUUGAUCCUGUUUUGAAAAGGCUCCAUGACAGAUACCGAGGGCCUGAGCCAUCGGACAUGGUGGAGAUGUUUGAAGGGGAGCAGUUCUUUGCAGCCUUUGAACAAGGCAUCAGCGUUGAAGCAGACCGCCCAGACUGCACUGAUGGAAGGAUUUCAUUCAACUUUUUUUCUCACUUGAAAAAUGUGAAGGAAGUCUUCAUCACCUCUGAAGUAGACAGAAAAAGCAAAUCUGUAAAAGGGCAGGUUUCCUUUUACCGAGGUGCUGUUCCAGAGAACGUGCCUGAAGAGAUUACCAAGAGGAGGAAAGGCCCCAAUUCCCAUUGGCUGGCCACUUUGCCUAUCAGGCUGCCUAAAUUGAAAUCCCAGGAGAAUGAUCAGCCUCCAACCCAAAAUUGCUUUUCUCUCCCCCCUCUGAAUUUGGGGAACGCUGAAACUGGCUACUUAACACAAGCCAAUCUACUUGUCAUUGCUGGGCGCAUUGGAGCUGAUUGGCAAACUAUUGGCUUAAACCUGGGGUUCUCUUAUCAGGAGAUAGAGCGGAUACGAUACAACAACAGAGAAGACCUCAAUACUCAGAUCCUGCAUAUGCUCUUCUCUUGGGCUCAGCAAAACGAAAAGAGCUCCGAUUGUGUAGACAAGCUGAUCAGUGCCAUGAAGGAGAGCGGCCGCCAAGACAUAGCGGAUGAGAUCACAGCCAUUAUUGCACUGGGAAGACAAAAGUACAGGGAGUCCAUCCGGAGGGUGGGCCUAGACCAGGAAAGCAGCACUGAAGAUUCUGCCAUUGCCAUGGUGUAGCUGCCACCAAGAGGUCUUCUUUGCCUUGCCGUGGCCUACAAUGGAAAUGCUGGGACAGACAAAGGACGGACGGUGGAUUGGUGUGUUACCGGUCACAGAAAGAGCUGAUACUGAGGGCUGUGGCCAACCUGCUUCUAGCUCUUAGUACUAAUGUUUGGUUGUGCUCACUUGGGACAGCUGGAACAAGAACGACCUGCUAAACAUCAGUGACACAGAGACAUUCUAGACUCUUACAUUUGCUGGUCUGGUGACUUAUUUAUUUUGUGUCCAUCUCUACUCUUAUAAGAAAAAAAACCAUUUGUGACCUUGUGACUCGUUAAAUUCAAGAUAAUGAAAGAGGUAGGGAUGUUCACUAAAGAGAGAGUAGGGCAUUAAGACUGGGGGUCUCCCUACUUGGUGUCUGUGGGCACCACCACGUCCUCAAAUAUCCCGAUUGGUGCUUGGCAAGGUCUCCUGCCCCUUCAGCUUUUUUCUUUGUUCUCUUCUUUACCAUGGAUGGGUCAGGGCUGUCUGGACACUCUACCCUCUUACCUCCUUUUCCCCAGAAUGCCUCUAGUGCUUGCUCUACUUUUUUGUUUGAUGGAUGUUUGGUGUGUGUUUUUGCCUGACCCUAGACUUUGUUUGGAAGGAACGGCUGCUUUUGUUUGGCUGUUUGAGGGUGUUGCCUACUUUUUUGUCUCCAUUUUUAUUUGGUUUUGGGGGGGUUAUUGGUGUUUUGCCUCUUGUUUUUUGAGGGAGGGGUCCUGAACACUGACAGUUUUUCUUCUGCUUGGGGGGGGCAUUCUGUGGUAGAGGCACAUUAAAGGCUAUAAGGUCCAUGAUCUUCCCAGGGGAAUAAGUUCAAAUCAAGGCCUAAAUGAGAACUAAAGAAGCCAAUUUAUUAAGGUUUUCUAGUUGAUAGAGAAUCAGGCUUCCAACUCUCCCUACCCUUCCCAAGCAGUACAAUCGCCACUUCCUAGUUGGUGCAUCACAAUAGCACUUUCUCCAAGGCUUCUGUGUUUGGGGAGCAAAAGAUCCAGGGGCUCUGCUACUGACCCCUUCUUAAGCUAACCUGAGGCCACUCGCAGUGGCUAGGUCCUCCCAAAUCCUAGACCAAUAGGACUAGAGAAACUUGGGAGGUCUUCUCUCAGGGCUCCCUCUGCCUCCCUGCAACUAGACAACUAGCAGAGCCAAGAGAUGAUGGUUUCUGCUUCUCUCCAGUAAGCCACUUUCCUCCCCUCUCAGACAUGCUUCUUCUGGCCUGUUUAAGCUCCUGAGCCCUUCAUUUAGGCCUUGGUGAUAGCAGCAGCUGCUGCCCAUCUCCCCAUUUUGUUCCUGUAUUAUUGGUGUGUUUCAUAGAACGUGUGUAAGUAGUCAUUUGCCAGGUCACCUCUGGUGAGUUAAAAUCAUGCCCAGGCAAUCAGACAGGAAAGAUUUACACAACCUGCUUCUUUUUACUCUUCUUUUAGGCUAAACAUAUCUCCAAGGCAGCAAAUAAAACUCUUUGUGGGCCCUGGAAUAUUUGUGUUCCAUGGUGGUCUGAACUCUUGACAGAAUGUGGACACACCUCUCCCACACAAACACAUUUGUUAAGAGGCUCAACUGGGCUACCUUAAUUGUAUUGCUUUCCUUUUCUGUGCUUAUAACUGUUGGGUGGUCCCUCUGUGCACUAGUGAUCCUUGGCUCCAGUUUAACACCGGAGACUUGCACAUCCAUCUAUAUAUCAGUAAAGUAACUAUGUCCUGCUUAAGGUAGCUCCUGAACUUUCUGGGUAGUGAUUUGACUGCCACUGUGAAGACACUUACUGGGAUUCCCAUCAAUCAUCUCACUUUACAUAGUAGUUUCCCACUUUCUGUUCCAUCAUUCUGGACACUUGCCAUCUGUGCCAAGAAAAGCUGGAUUCUGCCACCUACAUAGAUAUGCAAAGCAUAUUUGUAUAUACUGGAGUCUUUUUAACCUAAUUGGUUAUGCUUUUGGUUACUUUUAGGAAGGGGUAGCCUACAGCAAUACUGCCCUUGAUCUUGUAAGCUAAGCUGGGUCGGGCCUGGUUAGUGCUUGGAUGGGAGACUGCCUGGGAAUACAGCGUGCUGUAGGCUUAGAGGAAGGCAAUGGUAAAUCACCUCUGAAAACCCUAUGAAUAAAAAAAAAGGUUCAUAGGGUUGCCAUAAGUCAUAAUCGACUGGAAGGCAUAUAACAACAAAGAAAGGGUAAGGGCUCUGCAAGGCACUGAUGAGCUGGGCAUGCUCAGACCCUUUUCAGUCUUGAAGUCUCAUCAUUUAAAAGAAAAAAAAUGAAAGCCAAGGUUGUUCACAUGAAAUUAAACUGGACCCAAUGUGGUAAAAUGGCAUAUGUGUAUAACAUGCAGAGUAUCUUUGGUUUUCAUGUUUUACUACAUGCUUAAAUUCAGUUAUAUACACUCACCAAGAUGUUUCAAUUUGCACAUCUCCAUUGGCCACUAUUAUUUAUUUUAUUUAUUUAAACCUUUUUUAUGUUGCCUUUCAAGGCAGCUCUCAAUCAAAAUCAUAACAGUGCAACAUUUUCAAUACAAACAUCAACAUUUUUUUUAAAAAGCAUAAAAACAAGAAUGAUUGUAAGCCAAACAGCUUCACUCUACCAUGAUUUAAAAAGUGUCUCUUCAUGCCCCACCUAAACUUAAAUAAGGAGCCAACUGUACCUCUAGGCCAGAGAUGGAUCACCUCAGGCCUGGAGGGCCACAUGCCUCUGUAUUUGACCCUUGACUCUCCCAAAGCCACCUACCCUCCCCUGCCUUCCUUUGCACCUUGAGUGUUUUUGCCUGACUCAAAUAUAUCCUUGAACUCUGAUAAGGCUUCUUGCUUGCCUAGAUGAAGGAUAGAGAGGUUUGUGUGAGUGUGUGUAGAAACUAGUUACAGUACAAAUGUAAAAUUUAUACUUGUUGCUGUACCUACUUUUGCCUCUGUCCUGAAUGAAGCCCUCAUGCUCAGGUUCUCCGCUCCUGCUCUACAGGGAGAGAGUUCCACAGAUGGGGUGCCACAACUGAGAAGGCUUGUCCCUGUGCUGUUGCCCUAUGCACUAUGCUUAGUGGCAGGAUUGCAAGGAGAGCCUCCCCAGCAGAUCUUAAGGCAAGGACUGAUGCUCCUUCAAGUACUUGGGACCAAAAUCAUUCAGGGCUUCAUAACUUAGCAACACAAGCUUUAUUUAGGCUAGGCAGCCAAUCAGUUUGCACAGGACCAGUGUUAUAUGAUCCUGAGCAUAGUGAACAGGGGCACUGCUGACUACUCUGGGGUCAUGUUCUGCCCUAGCUGCAGCUUCCAGAUCGUCUUCUCAGGGUAGCUCAAUAUUGAGCACAUUACAGUAAUCAAGAUUAGCAGAGCAUAGAUAGCUCUUACUAAGCUGUCCCAGUCCAGAAGGGCUAUAGGUAGUGCAUGUGAACUAAAUUAACUUAGGUUAAUCAUGAAAAUCUAAAGGCAAAAAGCUGGGAUUGUACUACAAUCUUAUGUCCGCUAGGUGGGAGAGCACGGCUCCAAACUUCAUACAUAUGCAAAGAAAAUGGAAACCUGCCUGAGUCAGGCUAGUUACUUGGCCAAGAGAACCCUAUCAAUCAGCAUGCAAUAAAGAAUGUAAAGUAUUUUAGCACACAGAUAAGACCAGCGCAGAUUAGACUAUCUCCUCUAACUUGCAGGUUAAACUGCAUUGACAACUGCUUCCAAAAUUGCCACAUAAGAAAAAACUACCAAAUAACACCUAUGGGUGGGUGUUAAUUAACCCUUUUGCUACUGUAACUGAUGAAGCUGAGCAUGCAAAAUUCCUGUGGCUGAUUUUUCAAAAAAUCUAAUCGUUUACAUGCCACAGCUAUACGUUCAAGUAAUAAUUGGGUGUUUUUGUGAUGCUUAAAACUGUAACUUGGUUAUACUUAUUGCUCUGGAAUGGUCGGGGGGGAGAAGGUCAGACAUCCACAGAGAAGCUAGCAUCACAUCUGGAACCCUGCCAGCUUACUGUGGUCAGGGCUGAACCUGGGGUGGCAUCUUCCUACCCCCCCAAUUCUUUUUUUAAGAAAACUACUAUUUUUCCUCUUACUGACAUCAAUGGGAGGGAACACAUCUAUGUCAGCUCCAGGCUGGUGUCAGUCAGUGGCCUAAUCUCAAGGUGGGUCGGGAACAAGGGGGCUUUGGAUCUGGUGGAUUCAAGGCCACCCACAGAGUGUCCUACGCCAACCCCUACUGUUUGAAGUACUGAGGGUCUCCAGGAUGGAAGAUGGAUAGUUCCUUCCCUUCCAGGGUUAGUAUGGCUCCAAAAACCCUCUACUAAAGUUUCACUGCUGUUGAUUGUGGAUGUUUUAAUCAUGAUCAUAUUUCGUCUUUAUACUUGUUUUAAUAGUGAGAUUUUAAUCUGCUUUUUGAAAUGAGGGGUUUGUGUUGCCGUUUCGGGAAGGUCUGCUGAAAAGCAGUAUGGAAAUUUUAUGAAUAAAGUAAUACAUACAAUGAUGUAUUGACAGGAAAAUAAUGUAUGUCCUCAUUUACUCAGGAACCCAAAUAAUUCUCUACUGUUGUGGUAGUUGGCUUUUCUUGCAUUGUCAGGGCUUUUCCAGGCAGGGGCAGAGCUGUGUAGAGUGUGUUCCCUACAGAUACGGAGACCUUAAUUCAGAAAUCCAUGUAUGCAUGAUCUCUGCAAAUGACAGGAGAACCUUUUUCAGACUGAGGGCCAUAAUUCCCUCUUGGGGGCCGCAUCCAAGUGGUGGGUGGGCCACAAAUGUAAAUUUUACCAUUAUAUAGUAGGCUAGGUUUGUACACAUAGUCCCAUCUCUAUCCCCCAUCCAGGGCAAGAAACGUUAGCAGGGUUUAGUGACUCAUUCUAGACAGAUCCCCCCCCCAAAAAAAACCACUCAAUGAGAGUGCAAAGAGCUUGGGAAGAAGGAUGUGGCUGAGGAAGAAGUGUAGCCUGGGGAAGAGUCCCGUAGGCCAGACAGAGAGACUGGAGGGGCAAAUUUGGCUCUCGGGCAAAAGGUUCCUAACCCCCGACUAGGGAUGGGUGAGAAUUUUGAUUCAGUUCACAUUUCAAGCAGAAUUUAUCAAAUUCACAAUUUCUGAAACAGUAUGAGAACCGACAGCCAUCCUUCAAAAUUUGCAUUUAUUAGAAUUUUGGGAUGCAGUUCGCAAACUAAAAAAUACUUAUAAAAUGCAUAUAUUAGGGGGAAAUGUGCAUAAAAUGAAUAUAUAACAUACAAAA